UGGGUAGACAGCUCAAAAUAAACACUCAUAGUAUUGUAUUCUCUAAAGUUAUUUGUAGAAUUACAUAGAUACCUAGGUACCUACGCCCACUUAUAGAUAUCCCAUGAACAAUGCUUAAUAGAUAUUAGACAUGCCUUUCAGUUUAAGAACUACGGUAUUUAAAUAAAAUAUAAGUAUAGCUAUAAUAUAAUAAGUUAACAAGGCAAGUCACUUCGUUUUAAAAUACUUACAUCUAGCCUAAAGCCAAGCAAUUCAACUAUUGCAGAGGCGUACCAUUAUUUCGAGAAUUUGGCCAUUUUUAAGUCCUAACAAUGCGUUCACGAACGUGUCUCAGAUGGGAUCUUACCUAGGUAGUUAACUUAAAGGGUCCAUCGAAACCGCUUUUUCGUAUUGACAGGUAGAACCCAACCCUAGUCGCGUUAUUACGAUGCAUACUUUAACAUCUAGGUAGGUAAGCCAAGACACUUCUGUUGCCGAUCCACAUCUUGGGCCAACUUCACAUGCCUUUACACCGAGAGUCGGAGUCAACAGUGAACCAUUUCUUAUCGGCUUUCAAUUACGGAGUUCUCUGGCUCCUUGGGUCGUAGACUACCUCUUCUCAUCCAAGUAAUAACUAAGUUAAAUGGUGCUACCCCACCAAUACUACCUACUGAGCUACCUCUUUUCUUUCCUUCUUUUUUUUUUUCUUUUUUUUUUUUUCCUUUUCCUUUUUGGCAUCUAACCCCCUCGUAUUCGAAGAUGAUCAUGACUAGCCUCGACGGCAAAGUCUUUGCUAUUACUGGUGGUGCUAGUGGAAUCGGCCUCGCUACUACACAAAUUCUUUCCAAACAUGGGGGAAUUGUCUGUAUUGCCGAUAUAGAUCCGGUAGCCCUAGAGAAGGCUGAGAAAUAUUUCGCUCAUCUAAACACGCCUUUUACCGUUACCAAAGUAGAUAUCUCCAAGCGGGAGGAGGUCGAAUCUUGGAUAGACAGCAUCGUCCAGAAGUAUGGUAGACUCGAUGGCGCUGCUAACGUGGCGGGUAUCAUCGGCAAACAUCACGGCGUACGGGAAAUUGCAGACCUAGACGAUGACGAAUGGCACAAGAUUAUCGCAGUUAAUUUAACGGGGACCAUGUAUUGCUUGAGAGCCGAACUAAGGAAAAUUGUUGAUGGUGGUUCUAUUGUGAAUGUGUCAUCCAUACAUGGGCUCCAAGGUUUUGCUAAGCACGGUGCGUAUGAUGCCAGCAAGCACGGCGUCAUAGGCUUGACGAAAGCUGCAGCCAAAGAAAAUGGCGCUCGAGAGGUCCGAGUCAACGCGGUAGCUCCCGGAGCUAUAUUUACUCCGCUGAUGGAAAAGAGCUGGAAAAUCCACGAGCGACCACCUAAUGCACCAUACGAUGAUACAGCGGCUUUUAGGAGGCAGGGGACGGCAGAGGAAUGCGCCAAUGUCAUAGCCUUUCUCCUAGGUCCGGAUAGCAAGUACGUGAGCGGGAGCGUAUAUUCGGUUGACGGUGCCAUGUAGAUAGCAAUCGGG
Molecule: messenger RNA, 1512 nt
Organism: Hypoxylon trugodes
Lineage: Eukaryota; Fungi; Ascomycota; Sordariomycetes; Xylariales; Hypoxylaceae
Product: 3-oxoacyl-reductase
Exons: 2
Coding region: 739-1500 (253 amino acids)
Source: RefSeq, a predicted model, not a curated record